CAACGAGGGACAUGCUCAAUGGGGAAAAAAAGCGCGCUUCGAAUUUGUUCGGACCUGUUUUGUUGUUGUUUUUAAGUUACCUUCGCGUUAGAUUUACUGCUCUCCUUCAUUUAAUAGUUAUUUAACUUCAUGUCAAGGUUGUUUUUACCGGAUAAAGUUGAUUAAUCUGGUGUAAAACCAGGAAUAAUAGAUGUUAGCGAGCUAGUCGAUGAGCAGGUUCAUAUUAAUAUUUAUAAUAUUAAUAUUCUGUUGUUAAAAAACAUUUCGACAGCACAUAAAGAUAACAUCGACUUUAUCUAUCUAUUUUUUAUUAUUUAAAAAUCAUGCUAGUCAGAGUAUUUUUGUUUAUCCGUCGCCCGGAAAAUGAAGGGCUCUAGCGUUGUAAUUAUGCGGAAGUGAAAUACGGAGAGCAAAAAGGGACAAAACAAAACGCGUUUGGAAAUUACCGGCCUGUUGAUUAUAGCUAUUUGUUUGUUUGUUUAUUUAAGACUGCAGUGUGGUUUUGAUAUGUAAGAGUACUUCUGAUUUAAAGAUCAGGUGUGAUUCUAUAUCAUACCGAUAAAAGAUUAGAAUUUAAGAAUUCACAGAAGUGCAGUGAGAGGAAUAUGAUGCUCAGGACGGUGUCCAGUUCUCCUUUGGCUCCUUCUGUGAAGGUCAAAUUAAUAAAUGCUGGCUUUCACACAGCUGCAGAUCUGACUGAGGUGCAGCCACUCCAGCUGUGUAAAGCAGCAGGUGUCUCUCAGGAGGAGGCUGAUGAGGUGUCACGGACGCUGUGUGAUGACUCGUUGCCCCUCCAGCAGAGAGCAGCGGUGCAGAGUCUCACAGCGCUGGAUCUUCUGCACCAGGAGGAGACAUGGGGCAGCAUCGUCACGUUCUGCUCGGAGCUGGAUGCUGUGCUCGGAGGCGGGGUUCCUGUGGGAAAGACCACAGAAAUCUGUGGCGUCCCGGGCAUCGGAAAAACCCAGCUGUGUGUGCAGCUGGCUGUAGAUGUGCAGAUCCCGGUGUGUUUUGGAGGACUGGGUGGUGAAGCCGUAUUCAUUGACACAGAGGGCGGGUUUGUGGUGCAGCGGCUGGUGGGCGUGGCCAAGGCUGCAGUGGAGCACUGCACUGCUCUGGCUGAGGACGAAGAGCAGCAGAGAGCUUUAGAGAGCUUCACCGUGGAGAAGAUCCUCUCCGGCGUCUUCCUCAUCCGCUGCCUGGAUCACGUGGAGCUCCUCGCCGAGCUUCACCUCCUGCCCGACUUCCUGAGGAAGCAUCCACAGGUGCGGCUGGUGGUGAUUGACAGCGUGGCGUUCCCGUUCAGACACAAUGUGGAGGAUCUCUCUCACAGGACACGUCUCCUCAACGCCUUCUCACAGCAGCUCACACACUUAUCAGCUCAGCAUGGGCCAGCGGUGGUGUUGACCAAUCAGAUGACAACGAAAGUCUCGAGCGGCCAGUCCAAGCUCGUCCCCGCUCUGGGUGAGAUUUGGGGCCAUGCAGCCACACAGAGACUCGUCCUGCACUGGGAAGGAGCUCAAAGGUUUGCAUCUCUGUACAAAUCAUCCAGCCACAGAGACGCCACCAUCCCCUACCACAUCACGGCUGAAGGAUUCAGAGACACGAGUGUUUCAGUGUCUUCCGUCCCAUCUCACAGUCCUGCAGCAGGAAGCCACAGUAAACGUCCUCGCACUGAACACUAGCACAGUUAAUCUCUCUCUCUCUCACUCACACACACCCACUAUUUACACAGGAACAACUGAUCUACAGUCUGUCUACUGUUUAAGUGACCUGCAUGUCCUCUCCAAACACUGUUCUGGAUCAGAAUAAAGAUUUUUGUGUCAUUACAAAUUAUUCACGUGAAAUUGUAAAUAUUUUGUAUUUACAAAAAAUCAGUGGAAUGCUGAAUAGUGUAUAUGUAAUGAUGAUUGUUUACCAUUGAUAUACAGUUUGUAUUUGAUUUUAGAUUUUUACCGUUCUUAGUAGUAUAAUUGGUUUAAAUCGUUUUCAGAACACGACUUUAACAACUUGUGGCUCAGUUUAAAUAAGGUUUCUGUUUGAGGAAAUCAUUCUUCCUGCAGGUAUUAACUCUGUUUGUCUUAGAUUACAGUACACUUUUAAUCAGAGCAACUUACUGCAGUUUUUUAUGCCUCUGUGCAGGCGACCAAAGGUCAAGGUCACUGUGACCUUGUGCGUCCUGUUCUCAUGAGCACAAUAUUUCAAGAACACCUUAAGGGAAUUUCUUCAUAUUUGGUGGAAAUGUUCCAUUGCACUCAGAGAUGAUCUGAUGAUAUUUUGGUGGUAAAAGUUAAAAUCACUGUGACCUUAUGUAUCCCAUUCUCAUGAAUGCAAUAUCUCAAGAAUGCCUUGAGGGAAUUUCUUCAAGUUUGGAUGAACUGAUUAAGACUGAGUUUGGUGGUUAUGAGGGUCAGUGUGACCUCAUGUUCUUGGGAACAUGAUAUAUCAGGGAGGCAUACAACGGCAGAGCGGUAAUUUAAGUUCAAUUAUUUAUGAUUGUUGUUAUUAUAAUAAUACCAGACUGGGGUGUGUAUAUAUAUAUAUUUUUUGCAUCAUUGUUCUUGUAUUUAGUUUGAAAAAUAUUACGUGGUUAUCAAAAUGUACAAAUAUUGUGCGGCAGGGGAAUGCAAAUUCUGACAAAAGUUUUGAAAAAUCUUUGAGACAAUAUGUUAUCUCAGAUGUUAUUUUCAUUUCUCUUCUUGUUUCAUUCUCUGUACAGCACUUCAGCCAUUGUAAGUUGCUUUAAUAAAUAAAUCUUGCUUACUGA
Neoarius graeffei (lesser salmon catfish) is the source of this 2764-nucleotide messenger RNA. It is a transcript of the gene rad51c, whose product is annotated as RAD51 paralog C. The transcript has 9 exons. Lineage: Eukaryota; Metazoa; Chordata; Actinopteri; Siluriformes; Ariidae. Gene Ontology annotation, cellular component: Rad51B-Rad51C-Rad51D-XRCC2 complex; replication fork; Rad51C-XRCC3 complex. Gene Ontology annotation, molecular function: four-way junction DNA binding; ATP-dependent DNA damage sensor activity; ATP binding. Bases 606 to 1682 code for a protein of 358 amino acids. The record is from RefSeq and is a predicted model, not a curated record. Gene Ontology annotation, biological process: DNA repair; meiotic DNA recombinase assembly; reciprocal meiotic recombination.